Molecule: messenger RNA, 2714 nt
Organism: Menidia menidia (Atlantic silverside)
Lineage: Eukaryota; Metazoa; Chordata; Actinopteri; Atheriniformes; Atherinopsidae
Source: the annotation of a GenBank genome assembly
CCUGUGCCUGUGUUUCCUCUAAGUCCUGUCUGCUCGUGUCGAUAGGUGAUCCAUUAACCAGGCCUGCAAGCCGGUCAAUGAUUGCCGAGUCCAGCGAUCCAAAGUUCGACGCGACAAAAACAUGUGCAAAAAAUAUGAUUAACGGGGGAGCGUCAUGUAUUUGAGAACAUUCCCCGGUAGGGUUUUGCACGGAUUUCUGAGGCGGGGUCUGGCUGCCUCCGGCAAAACCCCCGGCACGGAGGAUGCAGCAGCACGGGGUUACUACAACACCGGCGGGGCCCAGCAGAAUCCCGGCCCGGCCGGGGCGGCCCACGUCCGGCUGGUGGACCUCCGCAGCGACACGGUGACCAAGCCGGGGCCGGCCAUGCGCCAGGCCAUAGCCGAGGCCGAGGUGGGGGAUGACGUGAUGGGGGAGGACCCGACGGUGAACGAGUUGCAGAAAAUCGCGGCCGACAUGUUUGGCAUGGAGGCCGCCCUGUUUGUCCCCACGGGAACCAUGAGCAACCUCAUCGCAGUGAUGGUGCACUGCCGGGAGCGGGGCGACGAGAUGAUCGUGGGAGACCUGUCCCACCUGCACGUGUACGAGCAGGGGGGCAGCGCCCAGCUGGCGGGCGUCCACGCCACCACCGUGCCCACCCUCCCCGACGGGACGUUCCACCUGGACGGGCUGGAGUCCAAGAUCCGCCACGGCUACCCGGACCCGCAUUACCCGCGCUCGCGGCUCAUAUGCGUGGAGAACACACACAACAUCCAGGGAGGCCGGGUGCUGCCCCUGGCCUUCCUGCAGGAGGUCCGUGCUUUAGCUGAGCAGUACGGUCUCUCGGUUCACAUGGAUGGGGCCAGGGUGAUGAACGCUGCCGUGGCCCAGGGGGUGCCUCCAUCCACCAUCCUGCAGCACACACACACAGUCAGCGUCUGCCUCUCUAAGGGUUUGGGUGCUCCCGUGGGCACCAUGCUAGCUGGACCGCGGGACUUCAUCUCCAGAGCGGUUCGGUGCCGAAAAGCUCUGGGCGGAGGAAUGAGGCAGGCCGGAGUUCUCGCCGCGGCUGGGAAACUGUCUUUGCAGGAGAUGGUUGGACGACUGGAGGAGGACCACCGCAACGUGAAAACCUUCGCUCAAGCCCUGCUGGACUGCCAGCCGGCUCUGUUUGCCGUCGACAUGGCCGCCGUGGAGACCAACAUCCUGCGCUUCCGUCUGCGGGAUUCCACGUGGAGCACCCGUGACUUCUGCGCCCGUAUGGGUGAGGUCGGGGAGGGGGAGGAGGCGGCUCUGGGGCAGGGGAUACGCGUCCUCAUGUAUCCCCACUUUGGGAACUCCAUCAGAGCCGUGUGGCAUCUCGGGAUUUCUCCUGAAGACACCCAGCUAGCCAUCCAGAAAAUGCGGUACGUGGCGUCUGGACGUUCGAAAGAAAACGUCAGAGCCCAGUGAAAGCUCAUUGGUUGUUUUAUUUAAGGUGUAUUGAAAGUGACCCCAGAUCUGACAGGCACUUGGUAUGUGGGACAAACAAAACUUUAAAAAAAAACCUUGGAUGAUGAACUUUCAUUAUUUUUCUUUAAUUCACACUUUAAUGUUUUUAAAUUCUUAAGUUAUGUAAUAAAACCAACAUCUCCUGUCAACAAAUCUCAAAGAUUUUUUUACAACUGGGGAUUUGAAAGGUGUAUAUUUCCUGUUUAGAACUCAAUAAAUCUGAAAAUACCCACAAUAGACAUUUAAUUUUGUUUUUAUUUUAUUUGGGAAGAGUUUUUUAAUAAACAAUUGACACAAACCAAGAAUGAACUCUGAUUUAAUUAUGUGAUUUUGGCUAGAAACCCUCUGCAGUUGAAAAUGUUGACUUAAAACUAGAAAACGGGGUCCAACUGUCAAAUAAAGAAGCUAACUGCUUUUCAUAUAAUGAAAUAUUCUGUUAGGAAAGCUGACAUCCUCACAAUCACACAAAAAAAACACGAGUGCCCUACAGCUAACGCUGCACAGCAGAAUUUCAUUUUAUUCUUUCAGCAACAGGUCAUUUUAGCUGACCAAAGGUUAGUAUCACUGGACAUAAAUACACACUUUGUAUAACAUUAAAAACCAGGCUGUAUAUAUCAUGAACAAGGAGACAGUAUUUAGAAAACUAACAAAACUAAAUAAGAAUAUAUAAAUGUGGAUUUUCUUGAGGUACUGCUGCCUGUUUAUCUUGUUAAGUUGUGAGAUGCUGUAACUGCCACGUGGCCACAAGAUGGCGCCAUUACAUCAGAGCAGCCUGUUUGUAAGUUGUAGGCAGAAGCUGAGUAACGAAAUGUGCUCCAAUGGACACCUACAUCUAAACAUUUUUGACCUAAGUGCAGGAUGUCCAGUCCUUACAUUUGCACUGUGUUUUUUUUCUUGUGUCAUUUAGCAUGCUUAUUAUAAUUUUGUUUUGUAAGCAUAAUCUCUUUGUGUGUACCCACGAACAGUGCAGCAAAUGUUAUUUGAUGCUACAGAACACGUGGGCUUGCAAUAAACUAAAAUAUGAAACACCCAUGUGAGUACUGUAGCAUAGAUCCAUAAGAAAUAAGGAGUCACGUGAGCCUAUUAGCAUUUACAGAAAAGGUUUACUGACGUUACACCCGUGUCAAGAGGUAAGUAGAAAAACCAAAAACGAUUGGCAGCGGUGGGAUUCGAACCCACGCCAUCGAAAUGACUGGAGCCUAAAUCCAGCGCCUUAGACCACUCGGCCACGCUACCUCACUGACGG